CGCACCUGAGAGUAGUACAUGGGCUGCCAAAAGUUCACCUCUCAUUAAGUGUAUCCCUAUCUAUGCGCGCGCGCGCCCUUAAUUCCCGUCUGUGCAGUGCGCGUGCAGACGCAGGGGUGCGAGUCAUCAAGUUUCCUUACUGUGAUACUGCUCUCGCGUGAGCUGAAGUUCCCCUGACUGCAGGUGUCCAGCGGAGCGCAGAGGAGCCAGGAGAGAAAUAUUGGCAGCUUCAUCGAUAGCUUCUAAUGCAAUGAUGGAUCGAUGGAGCACCGUGCGCGAGACGUGGGUUCUGUGGCUGCUCGUGACGGUGUUUUACACCUCAUAUGCAGCCAAUCCUAUUGAUGUCCUGAAGGUUCUGGAGCUGUCAGAGGAUAUGGAGGGCGUGUCGCUGGAGUCAGGACUGUGCACCAGCAGGGAGGGACGCGAGGAGACAGACCUCUCCUAUAAGAUCGACAAGAAGAUUCAACUUAGCGCGCCCUCAAAACAACUCUUCCCUGAUUCAUCGUUCCCUAUGAAUUUCUCCGUGAUGGCGACAGUGAGAGCUGUUAAAGGCUCGCAGGCCUUCCUCCUCUCUAUUUAUGACUCGCAGGGCACGCAGCAACUAGGUGUGGAGAUCGGUCGUUCUCCUGUCUUCCUCUAUGAGGACCAUGAGGGUCAGCCCCCACCUGAACUCUACCCCACCUUUAGAAAGAUCAAUCUGGCUGAUGGCAAGUGGCACAGAGUCGCCUACAGUGUGGAGGGUCAGUCUGUGACUCUGUACCUGGACUGUGUCAAACUGGACACCUUGGAGCUGCUCAGAGGUUUUGACCCACAUGUCAGCAUCGAGGGAGUGACAGUGUUUGGGACAAGACUGCUUGAUGAAGGCGUGUUUGAGGGAGACAUCCAGCAGCUGCUGAUUGUUGAAGACCCAAGGGCAGCAGAGACCUACUGUCAGGACUACAUCCCAGACUGUGACGCACCUUUGCCCUACAACACCAUAUUAGCAGAGGCUGAGGAGGUGGAGAGAGUCCCAAAGAAACACGUAUUCGAAGAGUUCGAGGAGUUUGACUACAGUGACCUCUAUGAUGAGCUCUCUGUUUCUACGGUGACCUCAGGCCCUAACGUCACAGAGUAUGAGAUCAUUGAGUAUGAAGACUACGACAACACAACAGAAUACUACCAUGUUAAUGAGUAUGAAUAUGAAGAAGAAGAUGACGAUCGCUACGGACCGGCCGAGAGAGAACGGGAGAUGUCUCUUAACACGCAGGAUUUACCAGAGAAAGGAGAAAAAGGAGCGCCUGGCCAGCUGGGAGCGGGAACACAGAUUACCGGACCUUACGGGCCUCCAGGACCUGAGGGGGAGCCAGGGCCUCCAGGAAUCACAGGACCUGUAGGACCUCGAGGAGACCCCGGGGAGCUGGGCCCUCCAGGGCGGCCAGGCAUUAACGGGGCUGAUGGGAUACCAGGACCCCCAGGAAACAUAAUGCUCAUACCGUUCCAGUCAGGUGGCGAUCCAAAGAUGGGUACUGUCGUGUCUGCACAGGAGGCGCAGGCUCAGGCCAUCCUGCAGCAAACCAAGCUCGCUAUGAAGGGACCUCCAGGGCCGCUCGGCCUCAGGGGAAGACCUGGACCACUAGGUGUACCAGGUCCCUCUGGGCUGAAGGGGUCCAGUGGAGAUUUGGGGCCAGCGGGUCCUACAGGGCUGACUGGUAUCCCAGGUCAGAACGGACGCAUCGGGAAAAGAGGUCGUGCGGGUACAGACGGGGGUCGCGGUGCAAUUGGAGAGACUGGAGCAAAGGGGGAUAGAGGCUUUGAUGGCUUGCCAGGACUUCCUGGAAAUAAAGGACAUAAAGGAGACAGGGGGAAGCCUGGUCCUCUGGGUCCUUCUGGAGAGCCAGGAGAGAAGGGUUCUGAGGGGCCGUCCGGACCAAGAGGACAACCAGGUGAUGCUGGUUCCAGAGGUCUGAAUGGUCCAAGAGGACGUCCUGGUCCCGCUGGCCAGAUUGGUAUUCGAGGAAUUGAUGGUGUUCAAGGUUCAAAGGGCAACAUAGGAUCUUCCGGAGAAGUCGGAGCCCCUGGACAGCAAGGAAACCCUGGGAUUGUGGGAUUUCCUGGUCCUCAGGGGUUAGUAGGGCUUCCAGGAGAAAAGGGGCCUCAAGGGAAGAAAGGGAUGCAGGGUUUACCUGGAAACGAUGGGCCCCCAGGUCAUCCUGGAAGAGAAGGUACUCCAGGUGAAAAAGGACUGCCGGGUCCCAUCGGAGUGCAGGGUCCUGUUGGAUACCCAGGACAACGAGGAGUUAAGGGAGCGGAUGGAAUCAGAGGAUUAAAGGGAAGCAAAGGCGAAAAGGGAGAGGACGGGUUCCCCGGGGCCAAAGGUGAGAUGGGAGGAAAGGGAGACAAUGGAGACAACGGAGCUACAGGUGGCCGAGGAGAAGAUGGACCUGAGGGGCCAAAAGGUCAGACGGGUCCUCUGGGAGAAGCUGGUUCUUCUGGUAUCGCUGGAGAGAAGGGGAAACUCGGAGUUCCUGGGCUACCAGGAUAUCCAGGGCGACAGGGGCCAAAGGGUUCUGAUGGAUUUCCAGGUUUACUGGGAGCUGCAGGGGAAAAAGGGAAGAAAGGUCCUGCAGGACAACCAGGAGGCGCAGGCCAGAGGGGUCCAAAUGGUGCACGAGGUGCCAGGGGAGCAAAAGGGCCUACAGGGAAGUCAGGAGAAAAGGGUGCCUCGGGACAUGAUGGGCCCCCAGGAUCUCCAGGAGACAGAGGACCUUCAGGGCCGCAAGGAAGGAAUGGAGAGUCGGGACCUAAAGGAGGAAAUGGUCCUGCUGGGAAAGACGGACUUCCAGGUCACCCAGGUCAAAGAGGAGAGCCGGGAUUCCAAGGGAAGACGGGGCCUCCAGGACCCUCAGGUGUUGUGGGGCCUCAGGGUAAAUCAGGUGAACCGGGUCCAACAGGUGACAGAGGACACCCGGGGGCACCAGGUGUUCCAGGAGAGCAUGGUUUACCUGGGGCUGCUGGGAAAGAAGGAGGAAAGGGUGAUCCGGGUUUACCGGGGACAUCAGGGAAAAAUGGUCCUACAGGACUGAAGGGGUUCAGAGGAAGCAGAGGAGCUCCUGGAGUUAUGGGACCUCCUGGCCUGAAAGGAGGAUCAGGACCUAAUGGAUCCCCAGGAGCUUUAGGGGCGUCAGGUGAGAGGGGACCUCCAGGGUCAGCGGGUGCCAUCGGACAGCCUGGUCGAGCCGGAUCAAUUGGAGGACCUGGACCAAUGGGAGAGAAGGGCGAGCCUGGAGAGAAGGGACCGAUCGGUCCAGCAGGUCAGGAUGGAGAUCAGGGACCUGUUGGGUUGCCUGGGGCAACAGGCUCUGCAGGACAUCCAGGAGACGAUGGGGAUAAGGGAGAGCAGGGAGAGUCUGGCCAGAAAGGCAGCAAAGGAGACAAAGGAGAAUCAGGUCCUUCUGGACCUACAGGCACUCAGGGGGUAGUCGGCCAGCCAGGACUUCCAGGCAUAGAUGGUCUAGUGGGCCCCCGGGGCCAGCAGGGCAUGUAUGGGCCGAAAGGAGAUGAGGGACUCCGUGGAUUCAAGGGCUCCAAAGGACCAAUAGGAUUACAGGGCAUGCCCGGCCUCCCAGGAGAGAAGGGUGAGAGUGGACACGUGGGACUGAUGGGUCCACCUGGGCAACAAGGCCCUAAUGGUCCUCAAGGACCCGUGGGGGGACAGGGUCCCAACGGUCGUCCUGGGAUGAUAGGAACGGGUGGUGGUAAUGGAGAGAAGGGGGAGGAUGGAGAGGCAGGGGACCCCGGCUCAGUCGGUGUUCCAGGAAGGCUGGGAGAAAAAGGAGACCAGGGAGAGAAAGGAGAUACGGGCCCUUCAGGAGCAGCUGGUCCUCCAGGAGCAAGAGGCUCUACAGGAGAGGAUGGAGCCAAGGGCAACGCUGGUCCUAUAGGUCUCACCGGGGACCUCGGUCAGCAGGGAGAGGCUGGACCCAACGGUGUAGAUGGCCUGUCCGGGUCUAAAGGAGACACAGGAGACCCUGGAAAAUCUGGACCCCCAGGAGCAGGCGAACCUGGGCCAUCUGGACCUCCUGGGAGAAGGGGCCACUUGGGGAAACCAGGAAAAGAAGGAAAGGCAGGCCUGAAAGGAGCAAAGGGUGCCCGCGGUUUGGAGGGUCCCAUAGGGAAGACAGGACCUGUAGGUGCACAGGGACACUCAGGAAACUUUGGACCUAAAGGUUUAAGAGGGAUCCCUGGGCCUGCAGGAGAACAAGGUUUAAAUGGACCCCCAGGCCAGACAGGACCCCCAGGUCCCAUGGGGCCACCUGGAUUACCAGGACUGAAGGGAGACCACGGCAAGAAGGGGGACAAAGGUCAUGGUGGUCUUAUAGGUCUGAUCGGGCCACCAGGAGACAUUGGAGAGAAGGGGGACAGAGGACUGCCAGGGAACCAGGGACUGCCGGGUCCUAAGGGAGAUGAGGGUCCAGUUGGUCCACUAGGUUUUCAUGGUCCUCCUGGCCCCACUGGUCUGUCUGGUGCCAUCGGUUCAAAGGGUUCUAAAGGAAACCAGGGCCCUAUUGGUCCUCGAGGAGACACUGGGCCUGCUGGACCCCCAGGACAACCAGGAUUGCCAGCAGUCGGGAUGUCCCCUCUGCCAGAGCGAGGACGCAGGAGGAGAACGGACAGUGUGCUGGACGGUGCUGCACUUGAGGAAGAAGAGGAGCAGGUGGAGGAUUGGAUGAAGGAGAAGGAUAGCAAAGGCAUGGAGGAGGUGUUUGCGUCUCUGUCCUCUAUGAAAGUUGAGGUGGAGGGUCUGCGUAUCCCCAUGGGGACGUUCCACAGCCCAGCCCGCACCUGCAAGGAGCUCUGGCUCCUCAACCCAGAGCUCCCUAACGGUGAGUACUGGAUAGAUCCAAACCAGGGUUGCCAUAGAGACUCCUUCAAGGUGUUCUGUAACUUUACUGCGCAGGGAGAGACGUGUCUGUACCCCGACAAGAAGUUCCAGUCUGUCAAGUUAGCAGCCUGGAAAGGGGAAAAGCCUGGCUCCUGGUAUGGUACAUUCAGGAAAGGAAAACAGUUUUCAUACUCAGGGUCUGAUGGUGUUCCAGUCCACGUGGUCCAGUUGACCUUCUUGCAGCUACUGAGCGCAACAGCCAAGCAAACCUUCACCUACCACUGCCUGAACUCUGCUGCCUGGCUGCAUGCUGCCACCUACAGCCACGAACAUGCAGUGCACUUCAGAGGCAGCAAUGGGGAGGAGCUGACACACGAGAACACACAUUACAUCAGUGCACUCUACGAUGGGUGUCAGACACGCUCAGGGCAAGAGAGGACAGUGUUGGAAUUUGAUGCGCCACUGUCCAACACGCUCCCCAUCAUCGACAUCUCCGUGCCUGAUUUUGGGAAGGGAAACCAGAAGUUUGGUUUCCAAGUUGGCCCGGUCUGCUACAACGGUUAACAAAUCCGAGGGUGGGGCUUAAAAAGGGAAUUAUUUAAUAGGAAAAAAAGAGCCAUGGACACUUUUUAUAUGCAGGGAGAAAACUACAUUCAAGACUUUACCUGGACAAAAUAUUUAUAAGUUGAUUUACCUACAACAGUGUUCUGUCAUUUCAAUUUAAUUGUUUUAUACAGAUGUUCAUUCACUCAUUAAUUCUUCUUAGCCUUCUUUUUGAUCUCAUCCAUUUUCACAGCUUUCUCAUUAACAUUGCAUUGACUGUCAGCUGCAUCAUUAGUUUAUUUGAGUCAUUCCUCUUUGAAGGAGUGAUUGGUGCUCCCACUGUUUCAACUAUUUCUUUUAACCAUGUAUUGAUCUAUGCACUCAUUCCUCAUCUAUACACACGCCUAUGAAUAUUAUGAUCAGUGAAUCCUCUUUAAAAAUACAGAAACAUCACAUUUCAGGCACAUUCACUCACCAUGUAGUUACAUGUUAUUAUCAAACCUCAACUUGUUGUGUUUAUUCUUGUUUGUUGUUGUAAUUUUGUUGUUAUUAUUAACUGUAAUGUGAUGUAUAUUGGAGUGUAAUUCAUCACGGUGCUGUUAUGUAGCUCCUUACAGGAGUACAUUAUUUUGUAAAAGGGAACUGGGGCAGUGCAUUUUUUUUAUAUUGUGAAUCCAUGUUAUAUAUUUCUUAAACAUUUCAAACCAAACUGUGGUACAUGACUGCCUCAAUGUCUGUCUAUGCUUAGUUU
This is a messenger RNA of Labrus bergylta (ballan wrasse), 6155 nucleotides long. The record is from RefSeq and is a predicted model, not a curated record. NCBI's taxonomy places the organism in Eukaryota, Metazoa, Chordata, Actinopteri, Labriformes, Labridae.